CGUGAAGUUGUUUGGACGCAGCGCAGCGAUCGUGGUCGUGUCUUAAUCACCAGCCCAGAUCUCUGACUGCAGUUUUGUGAGAUUGUCGCCGCCAGUGUCGGAAUACCAGGAACACUAUAAAUAAAUAAUGGUAUUUUGGUUGCUCUCCUGAGGGCUGUUCUGUUCUCAAUUUCGCACCGCCAAUCAUCGCCAACGCAAUUGUCUAAAAAGCAAGGACAAGGACUUUGUGUGAUUUGACUGCUUGACGGCAGUUAAUCGAUUUGUCUGUGUAAUCAACAUCUGUUCCGCUACCGUAAAACCUGGCAUAAGUGCAUAAAACGCGAGCUUUAUGGGCAAAGUCGAUAAAAUGCGAGAGCACGAGUGAAUUGCGAUCCGAUUGAGUUGUCGUGAUUUGAGAGAGAGACUCGAUGGGCUAAUGUGUAUGCAAUUGUUGUACAGUUGGCAGUAUUUGGGCGAUUGACUGUUAAAUGUGUCUUUAGUAAAUAGCAAUUAUCGAGGAAUUCUGGCGAAAUUCAUGAUAAAAUCAUCAGGAAUGACAGUGACUCCGCUACGCACGGCUAUGACAAGCCCGACGGUUCCUCCGCAACAGAAGUCCAGUUCACGUGUCAGUAACUUCAGUGUGGCCUCGCUGCUGGCCGACACGAGGCCAAAGAGUCCCUCCGACGUGGAGAUCGUCUCCGCCACCAAUCUCAGCAGUCGGCGGCCGGCGUCCCCGCGUGAGUCGCAAUCGCAGGAUGGCGCGGCGACGGACGGCCUGGCCAAGAGCGAACGAAUCUACUCCCCCGCGCACAGCUCCGCCGCCGACUCGGACGUGGAGUACGACUCCAAUCAGGAAGAUUCAAUUGUCGAUAUUGAAGAUGUGAACAACGAGACCAGUUCAAUACCCGGUGUGGAGAAGUCCCAAUCACUGCUUCCGUCACCCACGCUCUCCGGACAUGUGCCGAUUAGGCCGACACCGUUCAGUGCAUUAGCGGCGGCGGCGGCCGCAUGGGGCGGCAUGGGGGGCGCAGUGCCUUGGCCAUCGGCCAGACAAAUACCACCGUUCGGCCCACCGGGCAUGUUUCCCGGCCAGAGCUUCCCAGGAGGACCCGUCACUGAUAACCAAGAACCGCCGCGCAUAAAGUGCAACCUGCGGAAGCACAAACCCAACAGGAAACCACGGACGCCCUUCACAACGCAGCAACUGCUGUCGCUCGAGAAGAAGUUCAGGGAGAAGCAGUACCUGAGCAUCGCCGAGCGGGCAGAGUUCUCAUCAUCCCUCCGACUGACUGAGACCCAAGUGAAGAUUUGGUUCCAGAACCGGCGCGCCAAGGCGAAACGACUCCAAGAGGCUGAGCUGGAGAAGAUCAAGAUGGCAGCGCUGGGCCGCGGCGCGCCCGGGGCGCAGCUGUACAUGGGCUACUUCCAUCCCAGUCUCAUGGGCGGCGCGAUGCACUUAGGGUAAUCUCGGCGUGACGAAAUCACACGUAUUUACACUCUCUAUGAGGGCAAAUUAUAUAACAAAUGGCGAACAAACUGGACCUGCGGCUGACCAAAGAAGAACCCAAUUCCAAUCCCAUAAAUUACUAUGUUUACUACAUCGUUUGUCUCUCCCUUGUGGCCAGGGAAGAAGAAGGAGGAGGAAAAAAGUGAGGCGCUACUGGAAUUUAACGUAUAUCUUUAGUCGGAGAGCAAAUUUUCUCGCGGCAGCGCGAUUAAUUAAUAUCUAAUUUAUCUUACACAAUUGGAAUAACACGCAUAAUGUAUGAAAAAUCAUGUUUCCGCCAUCAUCAACACAAUUCCAAGCGCGCAAUAUUGUGUGAGAAGAGAGAGACUGUCUGUGCGGGUUAAUAUGAGAGAGUCGCAAGUAAUUGUGGAGAUUUAGAAGAAGAAGAAAAACCUCCGCGAAAUGCUUAAAAAUGAACAACACGAAAUCACGCUAACGGCAAAACGGUUCAGCUUCACAUUUGAAGGGUGUUUGCGUCCAGUUUGUUUACCAACAUUUCACAGAAAUAACCUUUCUUAUCAGUGACAUAAAUUGCAAGAGCGAGAGGAGCAGAAAAAAGCUAAUUAUGUAUUUAUAAAUGAAAUUACAUUAUAGUGAAAAUAUUAUUUAAAUAAUCACUGUAUUAUAAAAACACACACACACAGAAUUGAUGUAAUUUGUAAAUAGUGUUAGCUUUUGUAUAACAAGAAUUAAUUGUAGUGAUGAUGAAUUGAUGAGAGAGAACAAAACUAUUUAUAAGAAAAGGUAUAAUUUUUCUUUCUUUUCUGCAUAUUUUUUCCAUUUUGUUGAGGAGUGUUUGAGAAUGCUGAAUUCCAUUAUUUUCUAAAAUGCGAUGAUUCAAUUGCGAAAAAGACUCUGUAAAUAGAAACUUGAAUGAAUAAAUGGUAGAAAACUUGGACAAAGAUGUAAAUAGAUGGAUGAAUAGUAAUUGUAGGUGAUAAAUUACACUACAAAUUCAAUGAUUUACUAUUAAAUGACACAUGAAUUAUGUGACAGAAAAUUGAUUUUAGAGGUUACAAACUUAAGAAUGAAGAAAAACAAUAUACAUAAAUGUGUAAUAUUAGAAGAUAUUCUGUGUUGUUGAAGAAUAUUAAAAGAAGAAAAUGAAAAAAAACAGAUUCUAUCAUCAGUAUGUUGUAAGACUAUAUAUUUAAUAAUGAAAAUGGGGAAAAAAGAACAAACUCAAGACACAAAAUACCGCGCAAUGCAGAGGGGAAGAUGACCAUAACUCAAAAAUUCAUUUGCAAUACAUUCAGAAUUCUUCAUGUACACAAAAACCACUAAAUUUAUGCAAGAGAAUGUACAUUUUUGCGGGAAAAAAGGAGAGAAAAAAGGGAAAGGAAAACAUCUUUGUGACUUUGAGAGGGUGAAAAAAGAAUGCAAAUAUUGAAAUGUAAUAUGCGAAAGGAAAACAGAUGAUUGAAAGACAUUAGAUAAAAGUCAUAUACAAUAAAAUUCAAUGAUCGAAUUAA
Messenger RNA from Phlebotomus argentipes, 2958 nucleotides. RefSeq names its product muscle segmentation homeobox-like. Bases 515 to 1444 code for a protein of 309 amino acids. Gene Ontology annotation, molecular function: RNA polymerase II transcription regulatory region sequence-specific DNA binding; DNA-binding transcription factor activity, RNA polymerase II-specific. The record is from RefSeq and is a predicted model, not a curated record. NCBI's taxonomy places the organism in Eukaryota, Metazoa, Arthropoda, Insecta, Diptera, Psychodidae. Gene Ontology annotation, cellular component: nucleus. The transcript is spliced from 2 exons. Gene Ontology annotation, biological process: embryonic morphogenesis; regulation of transcription by RNA polymerase II.